Volvox carteri f. nagariensis is the source of this 183-nucleotide messenger RNA. RefSeq lists its product as uncharacterized. Gene Ontology annotation, cellular component: nucleus. Lineage: Eukaryota; Viridiplantae; Chlorophyta; Chlorophyceae; Chlamydomonadales; Volvocaceae. The transcript has a single exon. Gene Ontology annotation, molecular function: DNA binding. The annotation marks the transcript as partial. The record is from RefSeq and is a predicted model, not a curated record.
CAGGUUUCCGGCUGCACCAGCGACCUGACGUCGGCGCCAAAGACCCAUCAGCGCUUCCGCUUGUGCAAUUUGCACAUAAAGGCUCCAGUUAUAUUGGUCGAUGGAGUGGCUUCGCGAUUUUGCCAACAGUGCAGCAGGUUCCACCCGCUGAAGGAGUUCCAUGGCUCUAAUCGGUGCGUGUGA